CUAGGCGGUUCUCAAGGCAACCACAGAGCGGGGCCUGGGCCAGGGUGACCACUGGAUUAAGCUGGGGCGAACCCUGGGCGGGGGCCGGGGCACGGGACAGCAGUCGUUGUUCCAGCCGCCGCUGUGAUUGGGCUAGGCCGGCCUCCCCCUGCGCUGGGCCCGGCCGGAUCAGACCUCGGGCUUCUGGCGGCGGGUCUGCGACCGAAGGGAGGGCGCAGUUCCUCAGGCAUCUGUGAGAAGUCAGGACUCCAGCCAUGCAGCCACAGGCCCUGCUCCAAAUGGACCGCCACAUGCCACAAAGGGAGCCACCCGAGUUUUCUUGGCAUCCAGCAGGUGACCUCUGACGUGCAUCCUUGACAACACGAGCUGCUUACUAACCUCCCAGGGAGGAUCUCUUUCCUCAGGAGAGCCAGGCUGAGUGGGUGAGGGCAGGCCAGGUCCGGACUAUGCCGUCCAAGUCAGCUUGCCUGCGUCACAUGGAGGCACCUGGGCAGCUGGAGGGCAGAAUGCUCCAGGGACAGCUUCUAAACGCUGAAAAGAAGCUCACCCCAACACCGGGCUCCCUACCAGCCACAAACUCUCAAGGUUCAGAGACAAACCCCAUACCUCCUUUCAGCAUUCCAGCAAAGCCUGGCGACCAGCGCCCACAAGCCGAGGCAAACCUCAUCACCCCACAGCCGCCCAUGAGACCCAAGUUGGAGCGAACCCUGUCCCUCGAUGACAAGGGCUGGAGGAGGAGACGGUUCCGAGGUAGUCAGGAGGAUCUGGCUGUCCAGAACGGGGCCGGUCCCUGCAGGGGUUCCAUUCGGGACUCUGCCGCCCAGUCCUCUGCCUACCGUCGGCCCCUGCCCUGCCUCAGCACAUCCCUACAGGAGAUCCCUAAGCCCAGAAGGAGUGACUCUCAUUCUGCAGGGAGCAGCACCUCCUUGGACCUCCUGCACAGAGAGGCUGCCCCAGGUGGGGGCUCCCCCAAGUUGGCAAGUUUGCGUGCCUCACACACACCACCAGCCAUGGACCUCAACAUAGCCUCCAGCUCCCUGAGGACAGCAAACAAGGUUGACCCUGAGCACAGCGACUACAGGCUCCGCAUGCAGAACAGACUGGUCAGAGCCCACAGCAGCCUGGGCCCUAGCAGGCCCUGGAGCCCCCUGGCUGGAGACGAUCACUCCAUUCAGUCAGCCAGAUCUUCCUUCAGCCUCCUGGCCCCCAUCCGCACCAAGGACGUCAGAAGCAGGAGCUAUCUGGAGGGAAGUCUUCUGGCCAGCGGGGCCCUGCUAGGAGCAGAUGAGCUAGCCAGGUACUUCCCAGACCGGAACAUGGCUCUGUUCGUGGCUACCUGGAACAUGCAGGGCCAGAAGGAGCUCCCAGCAAGCCUGGACGAGUUCCUGCUCCCCACUGAGGCCGACUACACUCAGGACCUGUAUGUCAUCGGAGUUCAGGAGGGCUGCUCUGACAGGAGGGAGUGGGAGACACGCCUGCAGGAGACACUAGGCCCUCAGUAUGUGCUGCUGUCCUCAGCCGCACACGGGGUCCUCUACAUGUCCCUGUUUAUCCGUAGGGACCUCAUCUGGUUCUGCUCAGAGGUCGAGUACUCCACAGUAACCACACGAAUCGUGUCUCAGAUCAAGACCAAGGGUGCCCUGGGCGUCAGCUUCACCUUUUUCGGCACCUCCUUCCUCUUCAUCACAUCGCACUUCACCUCUGGAGAUGGAAAGGUAGCCGAGCGGCUGCUGGACUACAGCAGGACCAUCCAAGCCCUAGCCCUGCCCCGGAAUGUGCCAGACACAAACCCCUACCGCUCUAGUGCAGGGGAUGUCACUACCCGGUUUGAUGAGGUGUUCUGGUUUGGGGACUUCAACUUCCGCCUGAGUGGUGGACGAGUGGCCGUGGAAGCCUUCCUGAAGCAGAACCCAGAGGUGGAUGUGCUGGCCCUCUUGCAGCAUGACCAGCUUACCCAGGAGAUGAAGAAAGGGUCCAUCUUUAGAGGCUUCGAGGAGGCAGAAAUCCACUUUCUCCCAUCCUACAAAUUUGACAUUGGGAAGGACACCUACGACAGCACCUCCAAGCAAAGGACACCCUCCUACACAGACCGAGUCUUAUACAAAAGCCGCCACAAGGGUGACAUCUGUCCUAUGAAGUACUCCUCUUGCCCUGGGAUCAAGACUUCAGACCACCGUCCUGUGUAUGGCCUGUUCCGGGUCAAAGUGAGGCCGGGGCGAGACAACAUCCCAUUAGCUGCCGGCAAGUUUGACCGAGAACUAUACUUGAUCGGAAUUAAAAGACGGAUCUCAAAAGAACUUCAGAAACAAGCACUGAAGAAUCAGAGCUCCAGUGCUGUCUGCACUGUGUCUUGAAGUUACCAAUCAAGACUGACCACUGCAGCUUGGGGACCAAGGUCACUGGGAAGAGAUGGGCUUGCUCUUUGGUGCCUCAUGUCAUGUUGAGGGUCCUCAUAUCACCACAGACCCCAGCCCUCAGGACAGCAGUGGGCUGUGGCCAGGAC
Messenger RNA from Acomys russatus (golden spiny mouse), 2503 nucleotides. It is a transcript of the gene Inpp5e, whose product is annotated as inositol polyphosphate-5-phosphatase E. The record is from RefSeq and is a predicted model, not a curated record. The transcript has 11 exons. NCBI's taxonomy places the organism in Eukaryota, Metazoa, Chordata, Mammalia, Rodentia, Muridae. Bases 447 to 2354 code for a protein of 635 amino acids. Gene Ontology annotation, molecular function: inositol-polyphosphate 5-phosphatase activity. Gene Ontology annotation, biological process: phosphatidylinositol dephosphorylation.